This is a messenger RNA of Saccostrea cuccullata (small rock oyster), 1212 nucleotides long. RefSeq names its product stimulated by retinoic acid gene 6 protein-like. Gene Ontology annotation, molecular function: retinol transmembrane transporter activity; signaling receptor activity. Bases 1 to 1212 code for a protein of 403 amino acids. The record is from RefSeq and is a predicted model, not a curated record. Gene Ontology annotation, cellular component: plasma membrane. Lineage: Eukaryota; Metazoa; Mollusca; Bivalvia; Ostreida; Ostreidae. Gene Ontology annotation, biological process: vitamin A import into cell. The transcript is spliced from 9 exons.
AUGGAAAACACAACAGCUCAGGAAAACUUAACUCAAACGGACCAGAUUGUGGCCACAAUUAUUAUAACUUUUGUCGAAAAAAGACGAUGUAAAGCAGAGGUUUGCCAUGGUAGACCAGGACUUCCACUGCCAAUAAAUUUCCUUGAUGGUACCAUAAAUUCGAUCGCCAAUGCUGCAGCUUUUGGAUGCAUGCUGCAACACCUAUUUAUUUUUAUUUCCGUUGGAUCCAUCUACUUCUCAGCUACAAAAUGGUUGAUAGUCUCGUUCAUUAUCGCCAAUAUCAUAUCAGCUAUUUAUCUCAUCGCCAAUAUGGUCCUCAUCUAUCGUUCUCAGAGACAACAUAUCAUACAGAUUUGGAGAGGAGACAGGUCUUUCAUUCCCAAAAAUUGCACUCAAACACAUACUGACAUGCUGGUGAAAAAUUUGAUGUACGCUGGAAACCAAGUUUCUCAUCUUCUUGGAGGUUAUUUAAUUUCACAGAUAGUUGUGUUCCUUUUCUGUGUUGUCGUGGCGUAUUUUGUUGUUUUACCUCUCAUGAAGGAGGUGCCCAUAAUUUUCCUAUCACCAUUGGAGGCUAUUUUACCUGGAGUGGUAUUCAUGUUUAUUUUCCGAGUUGUACUUCGAAUCAUUUGUCGUAAAGCCUUCUUACAAAACCAUUACAUAAGUUCUGACAAUGGUGAACACUUAGAGACGGUACUGGCUUUAGAUAAUAGGCGAGUAUACCAGAAUCUGUCCUAUUUCCUGUUUUUCUAUUAUAUACUGAUUGGUUUAUUCAGAUGUGUGUACCGUGUAAUAGUUUCAAUGUGUUUAGGAAUAUUUUACAUAGCGCGUAUGGAUAGAUCUGUGUUAUUACCUGGAUAUGAACAUCGUGAUAUCGGUUAUAUGACAUAUCUUGGUUCUCUGGAGGUUGAACUUCACCAUUGUCACCCAGUAGUUGUUGUCUUUUGUGACCAGAUGAUCAAAACUGUGAAAAAUAUCUCUACUAAAUCCGCGCAGAGCCUUAAUUCCCCGGAUGAUCCUGCUUAUGAAAACAGGAUGUGUGGGCUCUCCAGUGUUUACACAAGUAAAGUAAGGAAUAGGUGGCAAAAGAUGAAAACCAUGAUCUUUAACCAGUCUCUUUGCAAAACUUCGAAAACAAACAUUUCUUUUGAGCAUCUUCUUACUGCCAGGAAAACCUUGGUGGGAUCCACAAAUCAAUCAUCUUACCUCUAG